AUGUCUAAGGUUGUCCCAUUUUCUUGCAAAUUAUUUCUCGUCGCUAUCGCAGUAAAACUAUGUACUUCGACAGCUUACAACGUUGUCGAUUUUGGGGCACGAGGAGAUGGAAAAACGGACUCAACGUCGUCCUUCCUUAAAGCUUGGAACGCAGCAUGCAACUCGGUUGUACCAACUGCUGUAAUAAUUGUCCCAAGAGGAACAUUCUUGGUGAAAUCGAUAUCUUUUACGGGUCCAUGCAAGAGCAAUAUGAAGCUCUUAAUACACGGAACUUUAAUUGCUCCAAAUGACUAUCGAUUUCUUGGCUCUAACGAGUUUUGGAUUAUGUUUUAUAGAAUCAACGGGCUUUCGAUCUUUGGUGGUGCUAUUGAUGCUAAGGGAUCUAGCUUGUGGUCUUGUAAGAGUGGAGGAAACAAUUGUCCGUACGGAGCAAGGUGCGAUGAUUUGCAGUCGAUUUCGUUCCAAUCGUGCAACAAUGUGCUAGUUAGUGGAUUGAAAUCUUUCAACAGCCAAAGAGUUCAUAUUUCGAUCAACGGGUGUUGGAAUAUGUUUUUACAAAAAAUGAAAAUUGUUGCACCAAGUCGAAGCCCUAACACGGAUGGAAUCCACAUUGAAUCGUCGACGGGUAUUACAAUUAGCAACAGCAAUAUUGGGACAGGAGACGACUGUAUAUCUGUCGGGCCGGGCUCCAUGAAAUUGCGGAUGGAUAAAAUUUCAUGUGGGCCCGGACAUGGCAUCAGGUACUUUGAGAAAUUAAAUUUGAAACGGGAUAUCAAAAUGGAAAAAAAUUUGGAUCUGAAAAAAAAAUUGUUUUCUAAUUUGAUUGACAGCAUUGGAAGUCUAGGUCGAAAUACAAGGGAGCACGGAGUGCAAGAUGUGAACGUCACGAAUUCAAUCUUCGUAAAGACAGAAAACGGCGUUAGGGUGAAGUCAUGGCCGAGGGCAAGUGACGGAUAUGCGAAGAAUCUUUUAUUCAAGAAUCUCGUCAUGAAAAACGUCUCGAAUCCCAUAAUCAUUGAUCAAGACUAUUGCCCUCAUCAGAGUUGUUCUCCUAAGGUACAUUUACGACACUAGCGCCGAAUUUA
Molecule: messenger RNA, 1085 nt
Organism: Erythranthe guttata (spotted monkey flower)
Lineage: Eukaryota; Viridiplantae; Streptophyta; Magnoliopsida; Lamiales; Phrymaceae
Source: RefSeq, a predicted model, not a curated record